AUGAAUAAUACAUAACUAGAACUCUUUAAUUAAGCAUGUCAUUAAUAUAAGGGUAUGGUCAUUUCUUCUGAUUUCAUUCAGGCAGCUCUCCUUAGUAGAUAUCAGAUAACUCCAGCUGAAUUCUUGAGGCCAUUUUUACCUAGAAAAUUGUAAAGAUUGAAAUUAGGUUUGAGAGAGAAGGAAAAAGAGCUUAAUAUAAAAUUAUUAGAUUUAAGAGAAUAUGCUUCGAUAGGCAAUGUGAAAUUAGAUAAAUAUUCACGUAAUUUGUUGGAGGAUACUUAAUUUGUGGAUUAAGUUUAAAUCUCAAGAAAUUGUAGUAAACAAGUGUUAGAUCAAAUUUGUGAAUAAAAUAAAAUGGCUGGAUUCUAAUAAUUGUAAUAAGUAGUAGGGGAUUGUUUGGGAUACUAAUAUCAUUAUAAUUUUUUAGAUCAUCCAAUUAUAUUAUUUUAUGUAGUAAGUGGAUAAGAGAGAAAUUUAAUAGAAGAAAUUCAUAGAAUAAGAAAUGAAUCAAAUAGUUUAAUAAAGAUGAUAUUUAAAAAUAAUUUAAGCGAUUUAGAAAUGUUAAGCAAAGUCAUAAUAAUAUUAAAUGAUGCUUAAGAAGUAGUAUAAUAUGAAUCUUUGGAUUUGAUUUUCAAAGAAUUUGGUAAGUUUCGAGCUUACGCUUUAAAAUACAAUCUACCAAAUUCAAUAGAACAAACUCAUUGGUUUAGAUUUGCAUAUUAAAGAUAUAAUUAUGAUGGGGAAGUACCUAAACAUCCUUUAGGAAUUUUAGAUGAAUAAUGGACUAAAAUAUAUCGAUAAGUAAUUGAGGAAGUUAUAUUAUAAUAAACCAUAGUGAUUUUAGAAAAAUAAAUAAAUAUUUAGACCCAACAAUAUUUAGAAAUGAAAUAGAAAACAUUUGACACAUUUUUGACAAGUAUUUUUAAUACAAGAACAGGAUAAUAAAAUGAAACUGAAUAUAAAAUGACUUAAAGAGAGUAACUCUUGAGAUUUUUAGGAGAUAAUCAUUAUUUAAUGAAUGAUUAUGAAAGUGCUGCUACUUAUUAUAAAGCAUUAAUAUCUGAACUUAAAAAUAAUAAGACUAAUACUACAAUUGCCACUUUAAAUGCCACUGAAUAUUAUUUAUAUUCACGUUUAUUAGCAUAGUAGAAGAUAGAUAAUAUUAAGAAUAUAUUUGAAGAAAUCUAAGUUGGUUAUCAUAAAAUUGUUCAUUUCCCAUAUAUGUUAAGAGUUAUGUUUUUUUAUAUUAUCACAAUUCAUAUGUUUGGAAAAUAUAAUAGAGAAUAAAUCUAUUUUCUUUUUAGAUUUCAUCGCUAUUUUAAAGAUUUAGAAAGCAAUACAAAAAAGGAUUAUUUUGUAGUUUAUUAAAUUUUAGUUUUUGAAUAGAUUGCAUUUAUUCAUUUAAGAUUAGAUCCUCCAGAAUUUAGAAAAUUUGCACAUAAUUUAACUUUAGUUGCUAAUAAGUAUGAAUCUGAGAAUUUUAAAAAACAUGCAUUAAGAUGCUUUAAAAUAGUUGAAUCAUUAUAUUAACAAUCUAAAUGGAUUCCAUUAUUAUUUUGGUUGGAAGGACAUAUAGGAGUUAAUUGUUUAGAGAAUCAAAGAAUUUAAGAAGCUAUUGAUUCAUUUAAAUUGGCAUUUAAUUAAUUAAAUGAAAGAUAGCCAAUUGAAUUACAUAAUUAAUUAGUUGUUGAUUGGAAAAAAGCAUAUACUUCAAUUGAAUAACUUUAAGAUUAUAGAAAUAAAUAUUUUACUUAAUCUAAUGCUAGUUUAAAAAUUCCUAUUGUAAAAGGACCUGUAGAUAUAUUAACACAUGGUUAAGAUGUACUUGAUUCUAUAGUUCUUACUAAUAUUAAAUAGAAAUAUAAGAAUUUAUGGAAUACAGUUUCAAAAAAUGAAUCUUUUUUUGAAGAUGCAUCUAUCCGAAGUUUUGAUUCCCUCUAUUUGGAAGAAAGAAUAGCAUGUUUCAAUAAAAUUCCCUGUAUAAUAAAUUUUGAAAAGAUUUCAGAUAUUGUAGAAAAGAUUAAUAAAUUUGGUAGAUAAUGUUUUGCUGAAGAUACAUUAACUUUAAGGUUUUUUAUAAAUUUACCUUUGAAAGUGCCUAGUUACAUUAAUGGUUUAUAAGUAAUUUAUGAAUUUUAUACAAUAAAAGAGAAUAUUUUAGAUUUGGAUACAAAUAAUGAGAAAGAAUAUGAACUAAAAAAACUCUCUAGUUUAGAAGUGAAAGAUAUUCCUUUUUAGAGAGCAGUUUAAGAAUAUAUUGAAGUAUCUAUAACACCUCCAUAAGCAGGAUACUUGAUUAUAAGAGGAUUAUAAUGGAAUUUUAUAAAUAUUCCUGCAUAAUUAUUAAUUAAUUAUGAUACAAAAGAUUAAUCAAAAAAGAAGAGUGUAAAUUUUUACAACAAAUUUAGAGUGUUUCCUAAAUUUAUUCCAAUAGAGAUAGAGUAUUAUACAAAACCGGUGAUAGCAUAUGGUGAAAUAAGACCAAUAUUAUUUAAAUUUACAAAUAAGAAUCCUGAAGAGAUUGUAAUUCAUAUAACUCCAAUAAUUCCAUAUCAUUUUGGUUUUGAAGAGAAGAAAAUAAUACUAAGUGCAUUUUAAGUCUUGGAAUAUUAAUUUUAUUUGAGAUGUAGUUUUUAGGAAGAAUUUGUAGGAUAAUUAUUAUUUAAGUAUUAAUAAGGAUAGAGUGGUGGAAUACGAAUAUAAAAAUUAGAGAUUCCAAUGAAAGUGGAUCCUAGUUUCAAAAUAUCAUUAUAAACAGAUCUGAUAGUUGACUAUUGGAAAUUUACAUUAUAAGUUUAAGAUUAUUUUGGAGGAAAGGGUAAUCUAAGAUUUGAUAGAAUACUUUGUUUAAAUGAGAAUUGGAAAUAUUUUGAUGUUCCAUAUUAAUCAAGUGGAGAUCCAUUUCUAUUGACAACAUUUAAAUUAAAAAAAAUAUAAACUAAAGAUUAUAGAUUUGAAGAAUAUCAAAAUAGAUUAAAAGAAAGAUUUUAUAGAGAAGGGGAUAAUUUUAAUGAAAUAAUUUUAAGUAAUUAAGAGAUUCCUGAAGAUGUUGCAUUAGAUUUUGUAAAUUUGGAUAUAUAGCAUUAUUUCAAUGUUUUCUAUUAGAGAUUAUCUAAUUAGAGAAUGGAAGAAUUUCCUUUGUUUGUAAUAGCAAGAUGGACAUAUAGAGAUGAAGAUGAAAUAAUUUAUGGAUUACAUGAAUUGCCAGUUUUAUAAUAAAAUUAUCUGCAUAAAGAUGUAAAAGAAUUUCCGAUGUCUUUUUCUAUAUCUGCUCCAUUCGAAGUUUAAUAGUAAAAUAUGAUAACAAUGGUUCCAAUUAAGAUAAGUUUUAAAAAUACAAAGUAUAUUGAACCUAUUAGUUUUACUGUUACUUUGUUUAAUGGAGAUGAACCUUUAAAGUAUAAUAAUAUAAUUAAUAAGGUCAAUUAAUGACAUUUAAUAGCCAUUUUUUUUAUGGGAAGGAAUCUUAAAACAUUAAAUCACUUUGAAACCUUAAGAAAUGAAAAUUUUGAAUUUAGAAGUAGUAUUUACUGAUAAAGGAGUUUAUGAUUUGAGUAGAUUUAGGUUAACAAUGCAUAACAAAUAAUAAAACGAAUAUUAUUCAAUUGAUCAUGAAGCAGUUAUAAUAAAAAUUAUAUGA
Paramecium sonneborni is the source of this 3640-nucleotide messenger RNA. Lineage: Eukaryota; Ciliophora; Oligohymenophorea; Peniculida; Parameciidae. The record is from the annotation of a GenBank genome assembly.